Strigops habroptila (Kakapo) is the source of this 14516-nucleotide messenger RNA. It is a transcript of the gene INO80D, whose product is annotated as INO80 complex subunit D. Gene Ontology annotation, cellular component: nucleus. NCBI's taxonomy places the organism in Eukaryota, Metazoa, Chordata, Aves, Psittaciformes, Psittacidae. The coding region runs from base 832 to 3921 and encodes 1029 amino acids. The record is from RefSeq and is a predicted model, not a curated record. The transcript has 13 exons.
AUUUUUUACCGUACCUCCUUUAAUUUUUUUGUUUUCCCCAGAAAGCUGAUCUUAACAGGUUACAAAGAAAAUUACUUCUUCAGCCACAUACCUUUGUAUUUAUUUUUAUUUAAAAUAAAAAGCCACAUAAAUGAUAAAAAAAAAUUGGUUUUGGCCAUUUGGCUCCCUCCCGCAAAUUGACACUUUAUAAAAACCUUCCGUACUUUUUUUCCCCCUCCCUCUCUCCCUCUUUACUACCUCCAAGAUGGUAGGAAAGUUGUUGUUUUGGAGGGCAGAGGAGCCGCUCUCUGAUGUUAUGUCCUCUCAGUGCCUGUAGUGGUGCUGUAGGAGGCUGCUGGCUCUCUUCUUGAGCAGCCCCAGCAGCCCUGCCUUCUUUGCUGGAGAAUAUAUUCAGGGAUUCCCCUUAAUAAUCACCUACCCUCUGAGCACUUUGUAGUUUUAAAAUAAUAAAGAGCCCCCAAAGCUUCCUCCCCACAAAAAGCAGGAUCUUCUCAGAGCCAGGGGGGCAGCAGCUCCUCAGCACAGAGCCCGAGCCCAUUCCCAGUCCCUCUGCUGGGGAGGAAACUCUGAUCUGUCAGCCCAACAGAGGGAAAGGGGGGAGAGGAGAGAGAGGAGAAAAAAAAAGCAGCUGGAAAGGGAAAAGAACGUCUGGUAGUUGUGAAGUGAGUCCACUGGAAAGCCCACCAACGCGCUUCACCCCGCACAGACAAUCUGCUUCAUCUUGAUUCAUCAUCAUUCCAGGAUAGAGGUGUCCUUGGGGCUCUCUCUUAACACUGAUAUGGUACAGAAGAUUUAAAAUCAGCUGAUGUUCACAAGGAAUAGAGUCACGUGAUGUAUGAAGGCAAACACAUACACUUCUCUGAGGUUGACAAUAAGCCCUUGUGCUCAUAUAGCCCCAAACUGUGCAAGCAGAGGCGACUUAACGGCUACGCCUUCUGUAUCAGACACGUUCUGGAGGACAAGACUGCCCCCUUCAAGCAAUGUGAAUAUGUGGCCAAGUAUAACAGCCAACGCUGCACCAACCCCAUCCCCAAAUCUGAGGACCGUAGGUACUGCAACAGCCACCUGCAGGUACUUGGCUUUAUACCGAAAAAGGAGAGGAAGAAAAAGAAUGAUCCCAUAGAGGACGUAAAGGUCAGGCAUCAGAUGGAUGCUAUGGCCUUCAGUCUGACAGUGCCCACCCUGGCCUUGAAGAUGCCCAAUGGACUGGAUGGGAUGUCCCUCUCCCCUCCAGGGGCUAGGCUUCCUCUCCACUACCUGGAGGCAGAAUUAGAAGACCCCUUUGCUUUCAAUGAGGAGGAUGAUGACCUAAAGAAAGGGGCAACGGUGAGGAAAAAGUUGCAGAGCAAGUUGGCUCAAAACCGGCAGCGCCAGAGAGAGACAGAGAUUUUAAAAGUUCGCCAAGAGCACUUUAGCCCCCUUCCUGCACCUUUGCAGCAGCAGCCUCUGCAGCAGCAGCACUCCCAUCUGCCACCUUCAUCAGCUUCGUUAAAGCCGACAGGGCUACCGCAGGGCGUAGUCUGCAAGUCACCUCAACCUCCGAACACCAGCCUACCAAUGCAGGGAGUGGCACCCACCACACACACUAUAGCACAAGCCCGGCAGUUGUCCAACAAGAGACCUCUGCCUCUCCUGCCACCCGCUAGGGCUCCUGUCACGGACCCUCCAAGGACUGAUCGGGUCCUCAUGAAAGCCACAGCCUUCUCUCCGCACUCGUCCUGCAUGAGCCGGCUACAGAGACUGGUGAAACUGUGCACUCGAAAACAGCAGCUGGACACUGAUCUGUUUCCACAUUUAGGGCUGGAUUGGUCUGAAGACAGUGGAGAAGAGUUGGAGGAUUCAGAGCAAACCUCCCCUUACCAGGUUGCAUGGUCUAUCCGAGAAACCCUCGGCUAUGAUAGACAUGGGUGCAGUGAUGACAAUGCAGAUGACAGGAGUUCCAGGGUGACCAGACUUUGCACUUACUUUCAGCAGAAAUACAAGCACCUCUGCCGCCUGGAGCGGGCAGAAUCUCGUCAGAAGAAAUGCCGGCACACACUCCGGAAAGCCUUGCUGCAGGCGGCCAGCAGAGAGCCGGAGCGUACUGGGCAACUGAUACAAGAACUCCGAAGAGCUACGUGUGCUCAUACCAGCACAAGCCAAGUGAGGCAGAGAGAUGCAGAACCAACAACCUGUAGUGGAACUUCGAAGGGAGAACAGUGCACUAACAAGGCCCUUCCAUUUACCAGGCAUUGUUUUCAGCAUAUCUUAUUGAACCGUUCUCAGCAGCUCUUCUCAAGUUGCACAGCCAAGUUUGCAGAUGGUCAACAGUGCUCUGUGCCAGUUUUUGACAUUACACAUCAGACACCUCUGUGCGAAGAACAUGCCAAAAAAAUGGACAAUUUCUUGAGAGGGGACAGCUCCCGUAAAGUUCAGCACCAGCAGCAGAGGAAACCCAGGAAAAAAACGAAGCCACCUGCACUUACCAAAAAACACAAGAAGAAGAGAAGGCGAGGCCCACGCCGGCCCCAGAAACCCAUUCCUCCUGCAGUGCCCCAAGGGAACCUCACCAUGCCUGCCAGUGUCUCACUGCCAGUAGAGAUGCCACACAUACGGAGCCCCUCAACACCAGAGCUGAGUGCCGAUGAGCUGCCUGAUGACAUCGCCAAUGAAAUCACAGACAUUCCACAUGACUUGGAAUUGAAUCAGGAGGACUUCUCUGAUGUCCUGCCACGGCUGCCUGAUGACUUGCAAGAUUUUGAUUUCUUUGAAGGUAAAAACGGAGAUCUCCUUCCAACCACAGAAGAGGCAGAGGAACUGGAACGGGCCCUACAGGCUGUAACUUCUCUUGAGUGCCUGAGUACCAUUGGAGUACUUACACAGACAGAUGGUGUGCCAGUUCAGGAGCUGUCAGAUAGAGGGAUAGGGGUGUUCUCUACAGGUGCUGGAGCUCCAGGAAUGCAGUCCUUGAGUCGAGAGGUUAACACGGAUCUGGGGGAGCUGUUGAAUGGGCGUAUAGUACAUGAUAAUUUCUCUGGUCUGGAGCUGGAUGAGAACUUGCUCCGUUCUGCUACCUUGUCCAACCCACCUACGCCCCUGGCAGGGCAGAUCCAGGGGCAAUUCUCAGCCCCAGCCAACGUUGGCCUUACUUCUGCCACUCUGAUAAGCCAGAGUGGCCUUGGGGAGAGAGCCUUCCCAGGACAGUUUCAUGGACUUCAUGAUGGCAGCCAUGCCUCCCAGAGGCCCCACCCUGCCCAGCUGCUGAGCAAGGCAGAUGACCUGAUCACCUCACGACAGCAAUACAGCAGUGACCAUUCACACUCCUCACCCCAUGGAAGCCAUUAUGAUAGUGAGCAUGUGCCGUCUCCCUACAGUGACCAUAUCACAUCCCCUCACACCACAUCCUUUUCUGGUGAUAACCUGGCAGCUACCUUCUCAGCAGAGAUGCCCAUGAUGGCACAGCACUUGCUCCCAACUCAGCUGGAUGUGCCACUUAGUGGGGUGGUCAACCCCAGAACUCACUGGGGAAAUCUUCCUGUCAAUCUUGGGGACCCCUCUCCGUUUAGCAACCUUCUUGGUGCAGAUGGACACCUCCUGUCCACCUCCCUGUCCACACCACCUACCACCUCGCACUCAGAGACCACACAGCCUGCCUUCGCCACUGUGACCCCCAACAGCUCCAGUGUGCUUCCGGGGUUACCGCAGACCAGUUUUAGUGGCAUGGGUCCUGCCUCCGCUGAACUCAUGGCCUCCACCUCCCCUAAACAACAGCUCCCUCAGUUCAGCGCAGCCUUUGGGCACCAGCUGAGCUCCCACAGUGGCAUCCCCAAGGACCUGCAGCCCAGCCACAGCUCCAUAGCUCCUCCCACGGGCUUCGCAGUGACCGGUGCCACCGCUACCAGUACCAAUAACGCAUCUGCGCCCUUCACCACCUCCAACUGAGCUUGUCUGCCUGGCUCUGUGCAGCAAGAGGAGCAGUUGACUGGUUGCCCAGAAAUCUGAAGGCUGUUACAAAGUUAGCCCAGGGGAAAAAAAGAAACUAAACCAGAAGGAUUGAAACAGAUCAUGAGUGAAGAUUAGUGAAGAUUCCUGUGCAGAAAUUCCCACCUUUGCUGAAUUACUGUGGCCUUGUAGCAUUGAUAAUUUGCCUUCUCAAGUGUGGCUUUGUCCAAGAACUCCUUGCCUGACAGGCUGACAGGUAUUUCCCAGCUGAAACUGGAAGAAUUUGGUUGGUGUUCUGCCCAUCCACACAAGUCUAGGUCAGACGCUUGGUAAGUUUCAGAUGGAUGCAUUUCUGAAGUUAUAUCUAGCUACUGAAACUUUGUUGGAUAGUUUUCCUCCCACUGGGAGCCAUAUAAUUUUUCCAAUGCUUGUAGGAUUUGAUGCUCUGUAUGGGAAGCUGAAUGUAUGUAAGGAACUAGCAAGUACCUAUCAGCGGUCAUGGCUAACCAAAAGAGAAAUCACUAAAGCAAAAUAGAGAGAUAAGAACCCCUUCUGUCUGCAGCACAGUUUUGCCUUUACUGCCCACCUGCUAAAGGUAGUAUUCAGACUCUUUGGUAGUAGCUUCAGUUCUUAAAAAAAGCAGUCCAGUAGCUUUUAGAUUUUUAUUUUAUUUUAUGUUUUUUAAUCCAAGAGAUAACAGCAGCAGAAAUUUGUAGGUGUGUUUAAUUGCAUCUCUUUAUUCGGGAAGGGGAACUUGCUUGUGACUUUAUAGGGCUCAAACUUGCUACUGUACUCUGACUUUGACUGUAAAAGUAGCUCCUACUUAAUAUAACAAGUCUCUACUCUUCUUUGUUUGUUUCUGAGAUGCAGAUGAGAGAGAAUGGAAAAUCCCACAUUUCAGUCUUUUACUGACAGAUUUCAUUCUACCUUACAGUAGAACAUCCUACCUGCAUGUAUUCUAAGUCUAAUUCAGGAAAUUAAGAGAUACCAAGCACAUGUAACAGAGAGGCCUAAUAAAUCAUUUGAGCAAGGGAUCAUCGAACGACGUUUAGUUGCUAUAGAAAUUCAUUUUGUUAGCAGUCAGGCCCACACCAGAAUCUCUAACCCAAACCUCUCCUUCCAUCUUGCUAAGGAACAGAAUUUAAAUGGGAUAGGUCUUGUGUCUUCUUACUAUCAUAGCAAUCAUUCUGUCCCUCUUUUCUUGAAAGAUUUGUCCUACUUAAAUACAAAGGAGUAUGGAUGAUGCAUAUGUUCUUUCUGAAAUUGCAAGUGUUAUGUGGGUGGAGGAAACAAAAAUGAUUUUCAUGCUUCUGUUGUUAUGAAGUCCUUAUUUCAUACUUGGUAAAAUAGAUCUUAAUAAUAUAAGCUGAAUAUUUUUAAGUGGUGAUUUAAAUAUGUUUGUAACAUUUAAAUGUUUUUAAAUCAUGUAAAAAGUUGAAUUGAAGCCUAUGAAAUCCUGCUUGUGAUUGUCCUGCUGAUUGAGGAAUGCCCAGUGGUAUUGUGAAAUGAGGCAAAUCUGACAAGGCAUUUAUUUAUUUUUGUAUUAUGUUCCCCAUACUUUGUUGAGGAGACAAUUGUUUGAUUUGCAAAUGAAUUUUGUUGUGUCCGUAUACCUUCUUACAUGUGUUUUGAUGACUGGCUGAAAAAGAGUGGAGAAUUAGUAUACCAAAUGGUUAAUUCUUUAAUCUGCCUCUGUAUUCAUGUCAUUUUAGAGGAUGUUAAUUUCUGUAAAUUGGUUUCAGGACUUUGGUCUUGAAAUCAUUCUUGUGCCCACCAAACUUUAAUGAAGCUGCAGCUAGUGCAGAGUAUAUUUACCCCACAUCACAUUUCUCUUUCUUAGCAAAUGCAGGGGGUGAGGGGAAGGGAAGAGAGGAACAGAGUCUAGUUCUGCUUGGUCGCAUUGGUAUAAGUUAUGGAGGAGCUCUUUGGUCUAAGGUCAUCGUGAGGUUGUACUGGUCUAACUGGGAACAGAACCCAGCUCCUAAUCUGAGCAUUGGUUUAGACAGCGAAUUUCAAAAUCUGCAAAAGCUCUGCAGGUCUGUAAUUCCCAUUUGAAAUCAAUAGCUGUUACGUACCUGCAUUCCUUUAAGGCAGCCUAGGAUAUCAACUCUCUUCACCCACUUAGACUUCAAUUUUUGUAUAAUCUUGAUGACUCUUCCCUGAAAAGUGACUACGUAACAUUUUUCAAUGAGCAAACUAAGUUUGCAAUAAAGCUGCACUUUUAAAAAUAGACUUUGGGUUGUAUACAUUUGAAAUAGGAAUCCCUCUCUCCUGUCUGACACAGAGUUCUGAAAUGGGCCACCACUCUUGCCUUUUCCUGGUUCACCUCCUGUUUUUUCACUGCCGCUGAUUUCAUGGUUACAGCCUUUUAAGCAGUUACGGGUCUUGAUCUUAGCUUUACAUGGUGGAUCAUUCCAGGUGGGCUUCUGCACCCACACAACCUGUUGAUUUCAGUGAAUCAGUGUCUUAUUGUUGGAUGUGAGAGAUCCAGUCUAAAAGGUAAUGUGCAGCCAGAGAUGUUUCACGCCUCUUCCUCUAGGAAAUACUGCAGCUCUGGUUAAGGUGGUCCUUGAGGCCGUUAUUUAUGUGGUUCCUGAGUAGAAUCCAUGCUCUCUCGCAAAGGUUUCUGAGUAUCAUCUCAUAUAGCAAUUAGCACUCUAAUCACCCUUUCACCAAAGAGCCAGUGUAGCAAUUUCAGUCCAUUGAUUUGAAAUGGUCAAUGCCUGUCGUGCCCUUUAUGUGUUAACAAAUGGAAUAAAGGUAGUUUAACCUAAAAGUUAAUUUCUUGACAUAAAAUUUGAGUUUUAAAGAACUGGAGAAAGAAAAAAAGAUAGAUUUAUAAUAAAACACCAGUAACAUCAUUUUUUGUAAUAAUAGCACCUCAAUUAGUCUUUGUACAAAAGUGCUUAACACAGGAUGAACUUUGACAAUGUAUAGGAACAGCCUCAUGCUCUUCUGGUGUUUAAGGCAUUGUGUAAGAGACACUUUCAUGUUUCCUUUCACUUAGGAAGACUGUAUGCCAAGUUUGAGGGGAGCCGUAUGCGCUUAGGUACCUCAAAGUUGAUUUGUUCUUUAGCCUCGUAGUUACUAUGAUACAAGAAGAUGUAUGUCUGAUGCAAGAAGAUGGAAAAGAUGCAUCAUUUUGUCUCUUCCUGCCUUCUAGUUCCUCCAGGCUUUUGCUUAAUUCCCUUCUUGUUAGUAGCAUUCUUCUCUCUAUGGUUGGCAUAAAGCUUUAAAUUGAUAAUGCUGAGAGGUAGCAUAGUUAGGUCUAUAGGUAGCAGGUCUGCCUCUGGCACUGUGGAGAAGAUGGCAACAGCUAGAUUGCCCAUUUCAUUCAGCAGGUUAGUGAAAUGAGGAUUUGCAGUUCUCAUUCAGAAGGCAUUGGAAGACCCCGAGAAGCUUAUCGCCAGCUAGGCAAAGUGCAGAGAUGGUAUUGGAAGUACAAAUGUAAGGGAAAAAAUACCAGAGGAGAGUCAUCCAUAAUAGCAAAGAGAAGCCAAGCGAAGAAAAGCCAUAGGCUUUUUUUGGUUUUGUCCUCCUAGCAGGAGAUGGGUAUUGAAUAAUUGGGAAGUUUUGUUGUGAGUUGUUAGGCACAGUGUGAUGCUACUGGCUUCAGGGGCAUGGCCAGGGCAAAGGGCCUAGGACUGAACCCGCAAACCAGUUGCCAAAUUCAGUUUGAAGGUUUAUUUUGCCGUGUACAGUACAGCAAAGUACAGUUUGGGAUUGAAUCUGCUUGCCAGGAAAGAAGUCUCGUGAAGGAGUGUAAUCAACAGUGGACAGAUGUCUUUACUGAGAACAUGGCCCUGAUGGUUACGUACAUGUGGUUUUGGUCAGCUUCUGAACUCUAGCUCCUCCGUGAGCUGCUGCAGCAUCAUGGCUGCUGUGUUUCCCUGUAGGCAUCAGCAGGGCUCCAGGGGUGUUUCUCGCUGUGCUGCAGCAAACUGGUGAGUUCUCCAACAGGAUGAGCCUUGGGGCAGGGAGGAGAGAAGAAUUCUUAGAGCCAGCUAUCUGCAGUUGAAUCUUUCAGGACUUGUAGGUCAUAUGUUUGGUGGCAGGAGGUGUUUUCAGCAGACAAACAGUAGAAAGUGUACGUGCACUGAUCUACAGUGAGGCGCUGGUGUGGGUGUCUGGGCAGCUUCCCUGGUAGGAUGUUUAGUUUUGGUUUUGUAUUUUUACCAUUUCCUGUGAAGGCUUCUUAGUGCAGGCCUGUUGCAAGGUCCAGUGGUGGUGGCAAUAUUAACUGAAGGAAUAGUCUUGGGCUAAUGUGCUGGCCAGAUCUUUAGGUCUUUCUGAUCUUUUGGGCAACAUUUAGUGAUGGGGUGUUGUGGGAUUCUUGUACUUCCUUUGUUUCGUUUCCCUCUACAUUCUUCAUCAUUCUUUUAUUCUCCCAUUCUGAGAUAGUUCUCCAAUCUAAGUAAUGCCGACUGGUACGUCUUCUGUGGUCCUGAGCAAAUCUGGCUGUAAAAUGAAAAGGAGAGAUUCAUAACAUACAUUUCAGAUGCUAGAAAGACAGUGCAAUGGAUCAAAGUAUUUCUCAAAUCAAUGAGUAAGAUGAUGCUUCACAGCACACUAAUAUGUCAUGCACUAGAUGCUGUGGGUACAACAUUGUUUAUGGGAGUGCACAUGCUAGCAGUGAACGUGCAAGUAUUUUUAGCAAGAGUUUACCUUCUCACAAGUUCCUCUUCUUUUGAGAAGUGCAUCGGUAGAAAGUCAAGAGGAAAAAUGUAAAUUAUUCUUCUUAAUACGCACAAGCCCAAAUAAAAGUAAGGAGAGUUGGUGGAAAAAUCUACAUUUCUGUUUAUUAAACUUAGACUUUAGGAGGAGAGGCCUGCUCAUGAGAGACCUUUAGCUCUAUCAGGUGAAGUUUUGCUUUUGUCUUUAAAACUAAACUAGACAAAAACACUGUUGUUGGGAAAGAAGAGUUUGGUGGAGGAGAAGGAGUUACGAAAGACAUGUCUUUUAACAGUUUUGUUACUCAUGUUUUCAGCCCUUUUUUAAAAAAGGAAAAAAAAAACCCACAUUAGUGACUGUUCUGGGAGCUUUUCCCUUGCUGUUCUGCUACUUCUCAUGGUUGUUGGGUUCUUUGCUUUCUCCUGUUGUGUUUUGCUUUUGCAUACUCAUUCUCUGGCUACUAUGGAAUAAGGUAACAUACUGGAAGCAUGAAAGGAGAAAGUGUGCUUGGCUGUAGAUCGAUAGCAAGAGUUGGAGAAGGCUUUCUUUUUCUGUCUCCUUGAAGUAAGUGUAGGCAUCUUUCAGUCUACUCUGGCUCAUAGAAUUCGGUUUGGAAGUGAACAGGAGGAAACUUGGGCUUUUGACCUUAAAACUGUACUUACUUGAUGUAGAAAAAUGCAUUCUUCCUACUCCUUCUCCCUGCUAGUCCCCCAAACACACACACAGUGAGAUGCCCAGAGUACCCGUGUAUCGACCACAUACGUGUGUUGACCUUGGUCGAGUAAUGCUAAUGUUUUACCUGCUUUCUGUCGCCGUCAGCCGGUGCCCACAGAGGUGAACUCUGGAUAGGUAACUCUCCCAGAUAUCCUCUGGAAAACUUUAACUUUGGUGCAGAUUGCUCUGAUGUAGCUAACUGCGAUGGCAUUGGCUUCUGCCUUGGAGUGGACUGAUUUACCCUGAAAUGACUCUCUAACCUGCGUCUUAAACAGUGUGGUUGGUUCCCGUGCAAAUAGAUUCAUUCUGAAGUGAUGGACAGUUCGAUUCUCAUGCAAAAUAGCUACAUCCUACCAGAAGGGGUUGAACCAGUUUAUCUGAACAGUGAUGACCUUCACUGUACAGUUUUGGGUAUGUCUCAGGGAUUCCUUGUAGAAAUAAGGGCAGUUAACAAAAAACAAAACAAAACAGAAAAAAAAAAAAAAAAAGGAAAAAGAAAAAAAAAGUAAAUAGUUUUAAAAGUAAAUAAUAAUUUAAGGUAGAGCGUCACCUAAGUGAGAGCGCAAGAAGGAGAAAUCUUUGUUCAGUUUCAUAGUCCACAGUGUCUGGCUUAGGGACUCUUUCUCUUCUCGGGGCUCUCAUCUCAAGUUCAACAUACAGAAUCGUUUUCAUCACGCUCAGCUUUAAACUUUUUAUUUAAAGAUACCCUUCCCCAAUGAGCUUUCAGAAUACUUAUUGUAGAUUUUAAGAGAAAUGGUAUAUUAAUUUAUGCUAUUAACAUCACCUCAUAAAUUAUAAGUUUUAUACUAAAGCUGUAUUGAGUGUAAUGAAUUAUGUUGCAUAUGUGUUUUUAAUAGCUAUAAAAUUAUAUACAAGCUUUUUUGGAAAAACAAACUAGUGAAGCACCUUUUUACACUGGAUCUUUGCCGUGUCAAGGUGUACAGCUAUUCUUUGCUACCUUGCAGAUAUCUAUAUCUAUAUAUAGAUAUAUAUAUAAAUGAAAUAAAAUGGUAUCCUGUAUCAACAAGCAUAGAACUCUUUUUAACCCUUAUAUUACUGUUCCUAUAACUCUUUUUAAAUUUUAAGUGUUACAUUCUGCAAUAAUUUAUCUGUGGUUUGUACCUAUGAUUAGAAAUUUAGUUACAGGGUAAAUAGAUCAAAUUAAAAAAAUCCAACUACUGUAGCUGGAAGUUGUGAACCAAGUUUGUAAGACCUUUUCUUUCUUUCUUUCUUUUUUUUUUUUAAUGUAUUUAUUUCCAGUUAGCUCUGUGAGUUGGAAUUUGAAAAGUCAGAACAUUAGGAAUCUACAGUGUCUUAUUCAGGAAUUUUUCCCCUCCUUUCCUCACAAAGGAAUUCCCACUGUGACUUAUAAAUAGAAUUAGACUGCUUGUGUGCAUGUAUGUAUUAUAUAUACACACAAAAAAUAUGCAUUGGGGGGGGAUGUAUGUGCGAUACGAAUGUGUAUAUUGUAUGUAGGUCAUAGUUUUGUAAAGAGAAAAGUAGUCAAGAGGUGAUGGAAUGUAUUGUAGAAAUGUGAUUAUUUAGUAGGGGGUUGUUAUGUCCUCACUGUUGUAUAAAUAACUGAAACUCUCUACUACAUAAUCUUCUGUUAUAAGGCUAACUCUGAUAUCAUGUCAAUUUUACUGUUUUUUAAAUGAGUUGCAUUGAGCCCUAUUUAAAAUGCCAUGAAAAUACCAAGCUCCCAAAGACAGCCUUGAAAUAAAACUAAUGGGGGAGGAGGAGAGAUGGGAGAAAUGAGUGAUGUUUGUCAGGAGAAAUUGAAAUGGGAAGGUUUGCAUUCGGUGGAUGGGGAGGCAUGGGAAUUGCUGUAUCUUUGCAAAUUAAUACCCAAAUCUCCUGUGGUCUGACUUGGAAAAUGUUGUCAAUCGGUGUGCUUGUGUUUUCAAAUUAGGUUGUAAGGGGCACUGUUUGUGUUCUGUAAAAGGAUCUCGUCUUCAAAGUAGAUUAUUUUCUUUCGCGAGGGUUUUUGUGGAUAUUAAUUUUGUCCCAAAAUUGCUGUUGUGGCAUUGCAGAACAAAAUACUUUCAAUCCAGCGAGUUUCACUUGUGCUGUGAAAUUCUGAAUUUAAUUAUGGCCAUUUAACUUUUCCCUCCUCUCCCUCCCCCCUGUAAUUGGAGAAGGAAGAUUUCUUUAUGGAGAGUUCUCACUUGCAAUUGUGAGAAGUCAGAAACAUUCUUACAGAUUGGCUUAUUCUUCAUACUGUUCUAUUUAGGCUGGAGAAAGCAACCUAAUUGUUAUUUAUUCAUACAGUAUCACUUUUAAUGAUGAUGAUCCUGGUGACUUUAGAAAUCUGUUUAGAAAAACAGAGCUUCCAGUAUUGCACAGACACUUGAAUUUUUUGAAGGCAUUUUUUAAGCAGUUGCAAAUCAAAUCAUAAUUUUCAAUUUUUAUUUUUUUUUUUUUAAUAUCCCCCUCCCUAUCAGUAUGUUGACACCCCCUCAGGCAUCCCUCCCCCUUUCCUCUUCCCCACAAUUUGUUUCUGGCACAUACACAUACAAGUGAAAGGGCAGGGAGGUGGAAGUUGUCAGAGGCCUUUCCUUCUGCUUAUUUGGUGGUAAUGGGCGUUACGAGCAUAAAUCUUUAUGCCUUUAUGGAGAAGAAUAUACCCAUUUUUGUGUAUACCUGUACAGAGAGAUCUAUCUGUAUAUGAGAUGUUGGUAGCACUUUGCUGAAUGUGGACUUGCCCUCAUGAUGUACAAUAAAUACGUAUGAAUGCAAUCAAUCUAAAUCUAUAUAUACGUGCAUACAGAUGUAUAGAUGGGGUAUAUGCUGUAUCACACACACGUGCAUUAGUUGUAACAUGAGUGAGUGUGUGAGCUAAAGAGAGAGACUGUCCACGUAACAUGUGUAACAGGUAAGCACUUGUGCCAAACAAGAUUGUUUUAAUUCUUCUGAGGGAUUUGGAUGACAUCAGUGACUGAUCUGAGCUUGGUUACCAUUGAUUUGUGUUACCUCAGCCCUCACAGUGGAGUUGCCUUGGUACGUUUCUGCUUUCAUUUAUUCUAUAUUAGUACUCAACUGAGGCCUCUUGCAAUGCUGACCUCUUCUGCUUCUCUGCUCCAUUGCCUCCAUUCCAGCUCCUCCUUGUCCCUGCAUCCCUACUGUUUCCCUUGCAAGCAGCAAUCAGGUUUAAUGGCCCAAUCCAGCUCUGCUUAUGCAUUAGGAAAAUUCUCUUGGUGACUGUAGUGGAAGCUGAAUUGGGCCCUAAGCACUUGCUUGAACUUAUGCAGAAUUUUCCAGCUAUUCAGUUGUGCUUGAGUAUGACUGUGAUUUGCGAAUGAACACAAACUUUUCUUAGAACCUGAUGCAAAGCUUCCUAGCAUACUAAAAGGUUAACCUGGCAUUGUAUUUUAGAGGUAAAUGCUCAAAAUUAGAACAAUGCACCCACCAAAAAUUAUCUUCAAUUUUCAGCUCCAGGGAGAAAAAGAGAGUUUGGAUUGUGUUUCCCAUAGUGCAGGCAGUAAGCACAAGGCAGCGCUGUGCUCUGUUCUGAGCAGUGGGGUUGUCAUCAAGCAUAUCAAGAGAAACACAGCUUGUUAUAUUUUACCAUUGAACAGAUUUUGAAAUGAGUUGCAGAGUUGACCAUUAACGUGCUAGCACUUUGCAUCCAAUUGUGUAUUGAAUGAUCUUGCUUAUGUAAGUGCAUUGUGGUUUUAAGUAUUUUAUUUUCUGUUUCCUGGCUAAGUGGAGCUUCUAUAUCCUUUUAGCAGAAAGCAGCUGUCAGAACCUGCUCAGUCACAUUUAAGCACUGUUGAAACUCCUGGCUAACUUAGGCUUCAGUUUCAAUGGAGAAUGCUGCUCCAGUUCUGUCAUCGAGUCGUACUGCAUUCCACGUUUUCCGUAUGGAUAUGGCACGAUUUUUUCUUGGCCACAAUUCAGCCAUGGAGUUUUGUCUUCUUUGCAUUUCUAUUAGAAAAAGGUAAUUGAUGUGCUGUUCCACCUGAGCUUUCAUGCAAUCAUACGCGACGAUUUCUAUAAUACAUAUGUUGGGGCGUGUGUAUGGGUAUGUCUGUACUGUGUGCGUAUAAUACGUAUUUAUACACACACGUAUAUUACGCUAUUUCAGUUUAUGUAUGUGGAGAACGUACCUGUUGGUUCUCUCCUGAUAUAUACUCAUGCAUACGUAUAUUAAAUAUGUAUAUAGAGUGUAGAUGUCCUGCAUAUACAUGUGUAUAUGUUAUGAACCUCGGUUGGCAAUUUUUUUCCCCACUCUUUGCAAAUUGCUCUCCCUUAACGACAUAUUCUCACUGAAGCUGCAUUAUAUAGAAGAAAUGGAGAAAUGUGUUAUCAAAGUUUUAUUUUAAAAAGGAGACUCUUAUUAAUUAUCUAAAGCCAUCUAAUUGUCUUUUGAAUUUUUACUAGAAGGGUUGUUAUUUAAAAAAAAAAGUGAAAAAAAAAGGUAAAAAAAAAAAGGAAAACAAAAAAACAAAAGCAAGCAGACAAGCCCUUACUCCCACCAUCGCUUCUAUGGACAUAAGAAAGAAAUGGAAACAAAAGUUUCUAUGUAUUUAUUUCCUUCAGAGGUUUCUGAGGCAUACUGUAAUUGCAUUCUGCCCCAUCCCCCUUUUGUCCAAUUAUAAUUAAUGAUUCAUGGUUUCUUUUACAGAGCUUUUUCCCUCAUUACUUUACUUUUGUAAAUCAUUGUUCACCUCCUACGUUCGGUAGUACUGAUAGCACUAAGGAGGUUUCAUGUCCUUCUGUCCUUUUUGGGAGAAAUACCAGAGCAUCACUAUUGUGUUACAUUUUAACAUACUUUGUGGAGGAUGGAUGUUCUUAUUGAAGAUGUCUGUAACAAGUCUUUAACUUAUUUAAUGUGAGAAGCCUUCAUUGGAAUCUAUAGUUCGUUUGUUUCCAAUGAGUUUCUGCAACUGUUUUUUCAUCAAGAUAUUAAGUAGUUCCCUUCUUAUUUGAUUCCUGAGGUUUUAGGGUUUGGGUUUAUUGUUGUGGGUUUGGGUUUUGUUGUUGGGUUUUUUCCCUCCAAUUCUACAAAAUGUUUUUCUGCAAGUGCAGCAAAACAGAUGUCAGGAUCUCAACCAAUAUCCUUCUUGCAGUUAAGGGUAAAUAUCUUUAUCCCAGAUUUAAUAAAAGAGAAGGUGGCAAAUGGACAAUCCAAAGCGCUUAGAGGGAAUGCUCACUCUUUUUAAGGCUGUCUCAGAGAAGUUUGUGUUUGGUGUCAUUUUAAAGGUAGC